UUGAGUGUCUGAAUCAGUCACGUUAGUGCGUGGCGUGUGUGUAAUUGAGUAUUUUGUGUGCACAGUGUGUUGUAUUUAAUCAUGUGAUGCAAUAACGGUGGGAAUGUAAAAAUUAUUUUUAUAACUUAAAUACUAUCAUAUCUAGAAGGAAACGAAACGUGUUCAGCUUUCCGUUUUAACAUCGAAGGUUGGACGACUUAUUCUUCCGAAUAUUGACCGAUACGAUAAAUUGGCGCGCAAAUCAUUCCUGUCACAUUAUCGAAGGAACGUUUAGAAGAGCGUUCCUCGCGGUGCUUUACGAUUUCGAAGACGAGGACGUCAGCAGUGACGAGACCGAAACUAAAAUGAGACCGUAACGAUUGGAAUAUCAACCACUUAGAAAACCAUGACCAGUCCAAACCAAACUGUCGUUGGUUAACGAUUAUUAUCGACAUCGAUUUCAAAUAUAGGGUUUGUGUUAGCUGUUGGAAAAUUACUAAGGACUGUAGACCACUUUCACGCUGACACCUAUAGCGCUAAUUGUGUCUCCACGGUACCAACAUGUCUUCCUUCCGCAAAUUCAAAGAGAGAAUACCUAGGAGAGGAGUUUUAGGAGCAAUGAUGUUUUUAGCUUGUAUGUUUUCAUACAUGAUACGUACAAAUUUAUCCAUUACUAUUGUCGCUAUGGUAAAUACAACUAGUAAACAUGGAGGGACUACUGGUCCAGCAUGUAAUGCUCUACCGAUAAAUAGUACCGUUAACAGAACUACAGUGAUCAACGACUACGGCGAAAGGUACGAAUGGAACCAACAUAUACAAGGUCUGUUACUUUCUGCCUAUUUUUGGGGGGUUCUUCCAUCAAGCGUGCCCGCUGGUCUUUUAGCUGAAAAGUAUGGGGGUUCGAAAGUAGUAGCAUUUGCGACACUAAUACCUGCAGUAUUAAACCUUUUGAUGCCUUGGGCAGCUGGUCUCCAUUAUGGUGUGGUGUUUGCACUGCGUUUUCUGAUGGGUUUCUUUGGUGCAGCUGUUUAUCCUGCUCUUCAUGCAAUGAUCGCUAGAUGGGUACCUCCUAGCGAGAAGGGCAUGUUUGUAUGGACAAUGCAAGGUGGUCCUUUCGGUACGGUAGUAACAUUUACUUUAUGUGGUCAAAUAAUCAGUGCUUAUGGUUGGAAAGCCGCGUACUAUGUUACAACUGUGCUUAUACUGAUUUUCUAUGCCUUAUGGGUUUAUCUUGUAUACGAUACACCCGAUCGACACCCAGCGAUUACAGAAAAAGAAAAAGCUUAUAUCAAAGAACAAAUAGGUACAACUGUUUCGAAAGAAAAAGUGAAACUGCCAGUAAAAGCCGUCCUUACCUCGGUACCAUUCUUAGUUUUGUUAUGGGCACACUUUGCCAAUAUGUGGGGUAUUUAUUUCAUAGCUACGAACGGACCGAAAUAUACUUUAGAAGUUCUUGGUUUUAACAUGAAAUCGGGAGGGUCGAUUACAGGAUUACCUUACAUAGCUAGACUUGGCGCUGGAGUACUGUUUGCUGCGGCUGGCGAUUACGUCCGAAGGAAGAAGAUGUUAACAUUGUCGUGGAUUCGAAAACUAUUUAUGCUCUUCUCUCAUAUCGGGCCAGCAGUUGCCCUAAUUAUAAUGACAUAUGCUGGCUGCGACGCAGUAACCGCAAUCAUUAUGUUAAUAUUGGCAUUAACUUUCAACGGAGCUUCGUGCCAGACUAGUUUACAAAAUCACCAAGAUCUUGCACCAAACUUCGCUGGUUCUUUAUACGGAAUCAUGAAUACGUUUGGCAGUUUUCCUGGCUUUAUUAUUCCGGCAAUUAUUGGUGCUCUAACAAACAAAAGGAACGGUGUGGAAGAAUGGCGUAUCAUGUUUUGGAUUUCUGCAGCGGUAUUUACGUCUGCAACGAUAUUGUUCUGGUUCUUUGGUUCGGCAGACAUUCAACCGUGGAAUAAUUUCGACCAAAAGAAAGAAAUGGAACUCGCGGAUGAAGGUAAACAGAUGACAGCGGUGUCUACGAAGGAAUCAUCACAGUCGGAAGAAGAAGGAGAAAACGAGCGCCUGUAAUUAUGUAUGUAGCUAUAAUUUAUAAAUCAUAGUAGAUAUUGAAUACAAAUAAUUUACUACUAAGGAAUUGCAUUUUUUUUUUUUUUUUUUUUUUUUAUUUACUGACCAAUUUUUCUACUUGUUUAUCGCAACAUAAAAUAUGAUGCAGGAACUCAAUUUCCUAAGUUAUGUACAAAACUGUUAGAUUUAUACAUUUCGUAUGUAAAUUUUGUCAUGAUUCACUUGUAACUGCAUACAAAAUACAUAAUAAUACGAUUUUUCAAUUUUUUCUUAUAAAACGUGCAUCGUUUCGAUGUUCAUGAGCGAAUUCAUUAAUUUAAAAAUAAGAUGAGAUAAAUUUCUUUUCGAACAUUCUUUAAAUUCUUUUCUUCAUAGCCCAUUCGUUGCGCAUACAUUUCAUGCGAACGACUUGGUGUUGUGUCUGAAUCAACACUUCUACCAUUUCCAGUAUGCGACCACAGUUUCUUUGUUUGUGUGCGCGCGCGCGCGUGUGUGUGUCUUUUUUUAAUAUGUAUACUAAAGA
Messenger RNA from Colletes gigas, 2572 nucleotides. RefSeq names its product sialin-like. Gene Ontology annotation, molecular function: transmembrane transporter activity. Bases 541 to 2049 code for a protein of 502 amino acids. Gene Ontology annotation, cellular component: plasma membrane. Gene Ontology annotation, biological process: monoatomic anion transport; transmembrane transport. The record is from RefSeq and is a predicted model, not a curated record. NCBI's taxonomy places the organism in Eukaryota, Metazoa, Arthropoda, Insecta, Hymenoptera, Colletidae. The transcript is spliced from 12 exons.